Molecule: messenger RNA, 837 nt
Organism: Closterium sp. Naga37s-1
Lineage: Eukaryota; Viridiplantae; Streptophyta; Zygnematophyceae; Desmidiales; Closteriaceae
Source: the annotation of a GenBank genome assembly
AUGGAGGUGGCGUGGGAGCGAGGAGCGAUGGUGCCAGGGAGACCUGCGGAGGGGUCUUUCAGCUCAACUGCCGCUCACACUGCUGCUGUUGCUUGCUACUUCUGUUCCCUACCAGCCCCGUGUCCAUCCUUACAGUCACUUGUUUUCUCAUGCCACUCAUGCCACGGUGCCACCACUGCUGCAGCAGGAGCAGUAGCCGUGACGUUCUCAGAUCCCCCCACUCCCCCCCAGUCCCCCCAGGCAGGCGAAGCUGCACGUCCUGCUGGGUGCAGCAUGGUCAGCCUCUCCCUCAUCGCCCUGCGCCCAUCUGCAUUCACCAUCCAGCAGCACGGGAUCGCUCACCUGCACCCUCAUGAACGGCCAGAAACGGCAAGCCAGCAGCAGCGCAUCUGCCUCUGCCACCUAACUCCCCACACCCUCCUACUUACAAUCUACUUCCACCGAGCGGAAAACAAGAACCCUUCCGCCUUCUUCCAGCUCCCUCCUCUCCUCCACUUCCCACUCCCCCCAUCCUCGUCCCCCUCCGUUCAUAUCCAACUCGACCUCCCUAAUCCCUCUCGUCCCUCUCCUCUCGUCCUCUCCCCCAUCCCACCCCCACCCCCCCCUCCCCGCCUCUCCUCUCACCCACUCCUCUCCCCCUCUCCUUUCGCCACCUCCUCGUUCCCCCUCCUCCUCUCUCCCCUCCUUUCCCCCUCACCUCCCUCUCCCACGCCCCUCUCCCACAUCCUCCCGUGCUCGACACCCCCUUCUCAUGAAAACAACACAACACUCCACACGUCUGCAUACCCCUCAGCACCCACUGCCACUUGCCACACCACGCCAAACGAAAGGUCCUGA